AAUGAUGAAUUUGCAGGUUGAAAAAGCACGACACAUGACAUAUAUACGAGGAGAAUGAUGAUGACUCUGUAUCUGUAUCAGAGAGAGAGAGAGAAACCCACCUAAACAAAACUAAUCUCCUUCCUUAAUUAAUUUCAUCUCUCUUUAUAAACACAAACCACCACCCCUGCAUCACAAAACACUUUCAUCAAUGGCUGCUCGAUGUUUUUACUUUUCUUUUUGCGGGUGGUCUAACCCCAAAUCCAACGACACCCACCCCUCUGAUCUCGAGAACGGUGGUGCGGAAAGUGACAAGCUAAAGCUGCCAGCUUUUAAAGAGUACAAGCUGGAUCAACUUAGAGCUGCAACUGGUGGGUUUUCUGUGGAAAAUAUUGUGUCUGAGCACGGUGAAAAGGCGCCAAAUGUUGUGUAUAGAGGAAAGCUUGAGGAUGAUGAUCGCUUGAUUGCGGUUAAGCGGUUUAACCGGUCUGCUUGGCCUGAUACUCGCCAGUUUUUGGAUGAAGCAAAGGCUGUUGGACAGCUUAGGAGUCCUAGAUUAGCCAAUUUGUUGGGAUGUUGCUAUGAAGGAAAUGAAAGAUUGCUGGUGGCUGAGUUCAUGCCUCAUGAAACUUUAUCCAAACAUCUGUUUCAUUGGGAAAGUCAGCCGUUAAAAUGGGCAAUGCGCUUACGGGUUGCUCUGUAUUUGGCGCAAGCCUUGGAUUACUGCAGCAGUAAAGGGCGUGCUCUGUAUCACGACCUUAAUGCGUACAGAGUUUUGUUUGAUCAGGAAUGCAAUCCGAGGCUCUCUUGUUUUGGCCUAAUGAAGAAUAGUCGAGAUGGAAAAAGCUAUAGCACCAACUUAGCUUUCACCCCUCCAGAAUAUAUGAGAACAGGUAGAGUGAUAGCAGAAAGUGUAAUUUACAGCUUUGGUACUAUAUUACUCGAUCUUCUGAGUGGAAAACAUAUUCCCCCGAGCCAUGCCCUUGAUUUAAUAAAAGGGAAGAAUUUUCAAAUGCUGACGGAUUCAUGUUUAGAGGGUCAUUUCUCAAAUGACGAUGGAACGGAAUUAGUAAGAAUUGCAUCACGGUGUUUGCAGUAUGAACCUCGAGAGAGACCCAAUGCCAAAUCAGUUGUGGCUUCUCUUACUCCUCUGCAGAAACAAACAGAUGUUUCAUCCCUUGUAUUACUGGGAAUUGGAAAGGAAUCAUCACCUGCAACACAAAUAUCUAACCUGUCACCGCUUGGAGAUGCUUGCUCAAGAAUGGAUUUAACUGCCAUACACGAGAUACUGGAAAAGAUUGGAUAUAGUGGUGAUGAAGGGGUCACGGAUGAGCUUUCGUUCCAAAUGUGGACUAGUCAGCUACAUGAUACAUUAAACGGUAAAAAGCAUGGGGACAAUGCUUUUCGGGCCAAAGAUUUCACUACUGCUAUAGAAUGUUACACAAAUUUCAUAGAGAGUGGGACGAUGGUGUCACCAACCAUGUAUGUAAGGCGUUGUUUGAGUUAUUUGAUGAUAAACAAGGCACAAGAAGCGUUAGGAGAUGCAAUGCAAGCGCAGGUGAUAAAUCCGGAAUGGUCAACUGCACUUUAUCUUCAGGCAGCUGCUUUGUUUAGCCUAGGAAUGGACAAAGAUGGGCAUGAAAUGCUUAAAGACGCGGCUUCGCUGGAUUUGGAAACGAAAGGAAACUGAAAGUCCUUGGGAAAAGUGGUUGUAGUUUGUUGAUAUGUGCAUUGUUCCCAUCAAAGGCAUGUAAUGAAUCAACUGUUUGUUUUGCAACCUUUUAUGUUUGUUUCCGCUAGAAGAUAUAGUUCAUAAUUUCGACUCAUUUACUUCUCUAAA
Helianthus annuus (common sunflower) is the source of this 1819-nucleotide messenger RNA. Its product is annotated as serine/threonine-protein kinase BSK5. Gene Ontology annotation, molecular function: protein binding; ATP binding; protein kinase activity. The coding region runs from base 191 to 1669 and encodes 492 amino acids. The record is from RefSeq and is a predicted model, not a curated record. Lineage: Eukaryota; Viridiplantae; Streptophyta; Magnoliopsida; Asterales; Asteraceae. The transcript has 10 exons. Gene Ontology annotation, biological process: protein phosphorylation; brassinosteroid mediated signaling pathway.